Messenger RNA from Lottia gigantea (owl limpet), 498 nucleotides. RefSeq lists its product as hypothetical. NCBI's taxonomy places the organism in Eukaryota, Metazoa, Mollusca, Gastropoda, Lottiidae. The record is from RefSeq and is a predicted model, not a curated record. The coding region runs from base 1 to 498 and encodes 165 amino acids. The transcript has 3 exons.
AUGUAUCUUCCACCUUCUAAAAUUCGUUACACGGGUUGUGAACAAGUUUUGGAUUCGUCCCACCUGAAAGCGGAUCCAGCUUCGAUAGAAAAUUACAAGAAAAUGCAGGAAAGAGGAGAGUAUCCACACUUACAAGUUGUAGAAAAGUGCGGAUUGUUCUUUACGUUAAACAAUACCAAAUUGUGUUUAUAUAAAACAUUAGAAAGGGAAGGCUUGUGUAAAUUGGUACGUGUAGAAAAGGUUCACGUGUCCAACGUACCCGAGGGUAUAGAAACUUUAAUGCUGAUGCCACCAGAUCACAACAAAAAGGUUCAAACAUAUGUAUGUACUGCUGGAGACAAAGAAACACAAAUAGAACAACCUGGUACUGAUUCUGAAAGUGAUGAUUCCGAUGACGAUCUUUCUGAUAGUGUUUGCGAUUGGAGUGAAGACGUAAAAGAGGAAAGCUCUGAUUCGGAUGAAGAUAAGUCAGAGGACGAAACAGUCGGACUUCUGUGA